Ostrinia nubilalis (European corn borer) is the source of this 626-nucleotide messenger RNA. Its product is annotated as lactoylglutathione lyase. Bases 106 to 624 code for a protein of 172 amino acids. Lineage: Eukaryota; Metazoa; Arthropoda; Insecta; Lepidoptera; Crambidae. Gene Ontology annotation, molecular function: metal ion binding; lactoylglutathione lyase activity. The record is from RefSeq and is a predicted model, not a curated record. The transcript is spliced from 5 exons.
GUGAAGUACCUAUUAUUUAUUUUUUAUCUCUCUCUCUAGAAAGUUUGGAGAUUUUCCACAUAAUUUCCUUGUGUUUUCCUCGCGGUUAUCUUUAAGAAGUGCAAAAUGUCCGGUAUUUCACCUGAAGAAAUUAUCUCCCUAUGCCGGACCCCUGAGCCAGCAACUAAGGACUUCAUGUUCCAACAAACGAUGUACCGCAUCAAAGACCCAAGGAAGUCGAUUCCGUUCUACACCGGAGUGCUGGGAAUGACUUUGCUGAAGCAACUCCACUUCCCCGAGAUGAAGUUCUCUCUGUUCUUCAUGGGCUAUGAGAACCCGGCUGAGGUGCCCCAGGAUGAAGCUGUAAGGUCUGCCUGGGCGUUGACUAGGAAGGCUACGUUGGAACUUACGUACAACUGGGGUACGGAGAGCGACGAUUCCUGCUACCACAAUGGCAACUCGGACCCGAGGGGCUUCGGCCAUAUUGGAAUAUGGGUGCCUGACGUGGAAGCCGCUUGUGCUAGGUUCGAGCAGCACGACGUGAAGUUUGUGAAGAAGCCGCAGGACGGCAAGAUGCGAGGGCUGGCCUUCAUCCAGGACCCCGACGGGUAUUGGAUCGAGAUAUUCACUUCUAACGUCGUCUAAAC